AUGGAACAGAAUCCUUACCAGAUUCAGCCUGGGCCCAAGACCCGUGACACAGCUACUCCCAUGGUUCUUUUUCACGAUGCUGGAGGCACUAUCUUCCCAUACUUUCGCCUUGCUGAUCUGCACCGACCGGUGUACGGCAUCAGUAACGCGCGUUUUAACGAGGGAGGGCAUUGGCAGCAUGGGUUCCGUCAGAUGGGCGUGGUAUACACGCACCUAGUAAGGUCGGUAAUCCCUUCAGGCAACAUUUUCCUGGGAGGAUGGUCUCUCGGGGGCUCCCUGGCGCUGGAAGUGGCAGCUCGACUCAUGAAACUGCCCCAAUACAAGGUGCAAGGAGUCAUUCUAAUUGACAGUAUCUUUCUUACGGAAUCUGUCAAGGCCCAUUGCCCAACCACCCUGGACGAAUUCGUCGCCAGCUUCAAAUUUCCAUCUCAAAUAUCUGACACUCAUUUGGCGCAGGCUAAGCAAUGUGUUCUGCAUUGUUACCAGGCCCAAUGUGGCUGGCAGCCACCGCCUCUUUCAUCCCGUCCACCUGCAGUGCUCCUGCGCGCGACAGACCCGGUGAAUCCGGAGGUUGAAGAAAUGCACUUUCUAGACGGUGUCAGGAGUUCUACGUAUCUUGGGUGGGAAGACUGCGACGCGAGCUUCAUCGUGGCUUCUCUGGAGGUUGCCGGCAGUCAUUUUACGCUCUUUGAUAGCCCACAUAACGAGACAAUAACGAGCCAAAUCCAACGUGCGUGUUCGAUACUGAUAGAGACACGGUCAUAG
Aspergillus tanneri is the source of this 765-nucleotide messenger RNA. Its product is annotated as thioesterase domain-containing protein. The coding region runs from base 1 to 765 and encodes 254 amino acids. The transcript has 3 exons. NCBI's taxonomy places the organism in Eukaryota, Fungi, Ascomycota, Eurotiomycetes, Eurotiales, Aspergillaceae. Gene Ontology annotation, biological process: biosynthetic process. The record is from RefSeq and is a predicted model, not a curated record.